Exophiala spinifera is the source of this 1659-nucleotide messenger RNA. RefSeq lists its product as uncharacterized. The record is from RefSeq and is a predicted model, not a curated record. The transcript has 2 exons. Lineage: Eukaryota; Fungi; Ascomycota; Eurotiomycetes; Chaetothyriales; Herpotrichiellaceae. The coding region runs from base 1 to 1659 and encodes 552 amino acids.
AUGGCUGCGGUCAUAGCACCAAUCGAAUUGCCCACGGGCAGGCGCUCCUAUUUGAAUCCCGCGCCAGGACCCGACAUACAUGAUCCCAACUGGAUUCCAGUGUUAGAUGGUGCACAGUACAAACCACCCUCACCAUCGGUAGAGAAAGAAGUCUUGCCCUUUAGCCCCUCUGCCUCGUUUUCUCUGUUUCCGAUUCAAUCGCAAACCACCUCGCCGAAACCUCGACCACCUCUGUCACACAACUACUCCAAAAGCUCGCUCGCUCCUGAGAGCACAGCAUCGGAUUCCACAUCACAAAGUCCCAGUGAUAACGUUGAGCCACUGCCCUCACUCUCCAGCUUAGUGGACCAGGCCCAGGGCGAUGCGGGGGGAAACCAUCGCCGGAAGACUUCGCUUGGGUCGAGGUCAACAGAAGAGAAGAUUUCAGUGGGCAGAGAUACGCCUGUAGGGGAUGUCACGAGCGCACGGAGUACGGAGGAGAGUCUGAGUGUAGCCGAAGAGCGGCCAUUCGCACGUCCAGGGCAACAUGAUGGUCAAACAGGGACGAGACCAUCAACGCCUUCAGGCCGAAAGACUGUAGUGCUCCCGCCGACGUCAAAAUACAACCGUAAGCCAGUGGCUUCUGUCUCUACCGUUGCGCGACCAUCGUUCGCGGCGAGCCUGCCCCAAACGCCUCAAGACUCUCCACGAUUGGGCCCUACCAUACCCACCACCACUCCGUCGACACCGCUAUCUCAGGCUCCUCCGUCCCCGAGACUCGUACCGGCUGAUCUACCACCUCCUCCGCAGCAGCCAGAAAGCGUGCCGAAACUCCAUCCCAUGAAAUCGUCCGCCUCCGAACGUCGUCUACGUGCUUUACACUCUCACCCGUCCAACAUUUCGCUCCGGUCUCCGCGUAACUCGACUUCCGACGAUGCAGAGAUUCCAUCGAAACCUCAGUCGGUGCGCAAGCCAAGAAAAUCCACCGACUCACGCGCAACGACGAGGUCAGCCAUAUAUGAUGCUCAGAUGCCAACUCCAGCACCCACUACCCCGCUGCCACAGUUACCACCCGAAGCCUGGCGUCCACCUACUCGGGACAACAAUGCCUCGCAAAACUCAACGCCCGCUUUGCCCAGUGAACCUUUCUUGCGGGCCACCGAGAAAUCGGAAACGGCAUCUUUCAUGACGGAGAAAAAUAUGUUGGUGUUCAGGCGGUUCGACAAUGUCCAUGUCAAACUUUUGCGGUGCUUGCAAGAUGAGAUAUCACAACUCGAGAAGGAGCUGGCCAAGUUAGAAGACCCUACAACACCGGAUAACUCUGGCGACAAUUCGUCACAGAAGAUGCGCGUUCUGAGAGAAUUGCGAAAAGUAGUCGCUGAAUAUGAUCACCUAUUUACGGCGUGGAGCAAAAUGCAAGCCAACAAAGCAAGUGAGUCGACCACUCAAGACCUGAAGCAAUGGUUACAGAGACCUGGAACCAGUGCAGGAGCGGGCUUGGGAAUAGACGUACGUCAUGACAUGCAAUGGCUUGAGGAGAACAAGAACGACUUGAGCGCCAUUGACUUUAAUGAGAAGGAUGAAAUGUCGAAGAAACCAGCUUCAAAGUCUACCACGAGCAACAAUGGAGCCGCGUCAGGUUUUCUAUCAUUGUUUAAUUGCGCUGGAAAGAGGAAGUAG